AUGGCGGAAUGUAAGGAAAUCGAAGUCUACAUGCCACCAGAUUUAAAAGAACGUUUAGAAGACGAAAAAGAUACGCUUGAAGGAUAUUUUAACCGGCCAGGGCAAUACCCAAUCUUGAAUAAAAACAAUGAGCCAUGUUUUGAGCACGAAGUGAGAUUAAAUGGAGACAGAAUUUAUAAGCUUCGUGUUUAUGUGAAUAACGAGUAUCCUGAUGAGUUACCAGACCUGGUCGUGUGUGAAUCACCGGAGCCGAUGCCUAAGUGGGGUGAGCAGGGUGGAAGCCAUCCUACUCAUACUUGGCCACCUAAAUAUGGAUUUCUACAUAUCUGUCACUGGCAUUGGGCAGCUUGGACAAGAGAUAACAUGAUUUAUCAGGUAGGUUUAAUGAAAGAAUAAUUAAGUUAAUUGAAUUUAAGUCGCCGAAGCAAAAGUCUCAGAGAUUGCUGUAUCUAUCGCGUUGCCCAAAAAGAUGUUAAGUCCAUGAAGUUUACGAAAAUUCAAUUUUAGUUCAAAAUUUCAAAAUCAACAGUACUCAGUAAUAUCUUCUCACUAGUUACUUAAAAAUCUUGACACCGGAAUGUCUGUCGGAAAACAACGAGGACCCACUUCUGCCCACUUUGUGUUAAUGUGCGAGAUAUGAGAGUACUUGUGGAGUCAAUGGAGUGUUGAAAUUUAUUUCUGAAUGUUCCAACUGGGGACUGAACCAAGUCCAAGGUACAAGCGCUCUGAUCAAUGAGUUAUUGAAAUGUCCGUUUCAGAGACACUCACAUGUAUACAUUAAACGAGGGAUAUCCAAUCCACAUAUAUGGUGACUUCGUACAGAUGUUAUUGUUAUGUAUAGACGAUGAAAACUGAUCCAGUUAUGAAUUAUAUACUGGACUCAGACAGUGUAUGUAUAGAAAUAGGAACUACCGGAGUCCAAAUGGAAUCGAAUUUCGUGCUAAAAUUGAAUUUCUGAAUCCCCCAACAACAACGAUUAUAUAUUUUUCAUAUAUUUUUAUAGGUAUUCAACAAAGGAGAAGAGUGGCUUGAAGCCUACGAGAAAUAUUUGGUAACAAAGGAACUGCCACUGGACUUAGAGCAGAUGGAGCUUACUGAAGAAGAAAAAGUGAAAGUAAAAAUAGUAGAGCAACGACAGUUUGUACAAUUCCAACAACACGCGGCUCUUGCAAUGUGUCAGUUACAUCCUAACUUCCUGAACGAACUACAUCGCUGGCACAUGCAUGCAAUAAUUGGGGAGAUUUUAUCACAACGUAAUUUGCCUAUACAAGUUCCAAUAAGGAUCGAUGAAGUAAGAAAUACGCAAAGGCGACUUCUAGAAUCUGCUAUAGAAAGAGUAAGUGGAGAUCCUAACGGGAUUAUGUUAGCUGAGUUGUUUAGGUUGCAAUGUGCAAUCACUGAAUGCAGUUUGGCCAACCCUGGGCGUGAUAUUAAUUUUUCUUGCACACAGACUGAUGAUGGACGAUUUCACGUCAGCUUAACUCCUACAGGACCUCCUAGCUUACAAAACAGCUAA
Molecule: messenger RNA, 1516 nt
Organism: Paramuricea clavata
Lineage: Eukaryota; Metazoa; Cnidaria; Anthozoa; Malacalcyonacea; Plexauridae
Source: the annotation of a GenBank genome assembly